AUGGCGGAACGCACUCCUUCCACAUCGGGUGAAUCGAAUUUGCCAUCGAGUACGAGCCAUCGGAAGAAAGGCGCUAGCAGAAAAGAAUAUUUUGCGAAUAGAGAUGCUAGUAAAGUCUAUCUAUUAGAUAUAUUUCCACGAUGGAAAGAAUUUAAAAAGGAAAGAAACAUCCGAAGUGACAAGGAUGUAGCUGAAAUGUUGCUUGAUGCAUAUCAGUCACAGAUUCGAUUGUGGUAAGAUUUUACAUGAAUAGAUAAAGUUUGUCUUUAGUAAACUUUUUUUCUUACUUUUAUUAUUAUCUUAUGUCAUUUUCUUUUAUAUUUUCCUGCAGUGUGAGUGUGGAUACCCAGACAGAACCAGAAGCCAUGCCAACGACCCCUCUCGGAAGCAUUCAUGAGUCAGAUGAUUUUCUUUCGCCAGGUUAGCGCUUAGACCAAAAAGUUGUUAGUGUGUGAAGCAUUCAUGAGUCAGAUGAUUUUCUUUAGCCAGGUCAAACAAUUGUCAGUGUGUUAAAAUGCGUCAACGUGUUAUUCUUAUGCGCCUUAUUUUUAAAUUUUGUUUUUGCAGUGUUGACCUCAACACCUCUUAUGCUUUCUGCUGGUACAGAAGCUAUGCAGGCCGGGACAAGCAGUUUUCCAUCGCCAAGUAUGUUACUUGAAGAACAAGUAUAUAUUUUUAUAGUUUGAUAAAAUCAAGUGUAGUUUCCUAAACCUGAUAUCUAUGAGAUAUAAUGUGUAGAUUGCACACAAUGUAUGGGUUAAUAAACCAACAAUAUACUGUAUCUACAAUGAUUUAUCCACCCACUUUCUUGUAUAGUUAUUGCUUCACACACAAAGUCAUUGCGUCGCUCAAGUAGAAGGAAUCUUCUACCUGAUAGUUCACCAUUAUCUGUCAAGUCUACAAGGUUUGGAAAGUGUUCUAUUGAAAGUAGUUUCUGUAAACAUUUAUUCAAAUACCCUGUCUACAAAAACUUGAUAAAUAGUUGUCCCAAAAAGUCGAUAUAUUUUUCUUAUGUAUAUAUUCUAUUUUUUAAAUCAAAUAGAAGUGCUAUCAUGGAGGAUGUGACACUCACUGCAAGCGAGGGUGACGAAAGCUGUGAUGAUGACACAACCCUGACAGCUUCAACUGUGCUGGGCAUGAAUGAAAGUGUUGAGUAUGUGAUCAUUUAA
Molecule: messenger RNA, 1169 nt
Organism: Paramuricea clavata
Lineage: Eukaryota; Metazoa; Cnidaria; Anthozoa; Malacalcyonacea; Plexauridae
Source: the annotation of a GenBank genome assembly